GGGGGGGGGGGUGCUUUCUCCCGCGCUGAAUCACGUCGCCACCUCGUGGUAUAAAUAACAGAGCGCGCGCGCGGAGGGAAGCGGAGGACGCACGGAUCCAGCUGCGCGACAGACGCCUCGUGUGUUUCCUGCAUCUGAAAACUUGCUGAAGAUGAGGGUAGGUUGGUCUUUGCUGGGCCUUUGGCUCUUCUACAUCUCCGCUGAAUGUAUUCUUCUCCCCUCCAAGGACGACCUCAAACAUAUCUCUCAGCUUGGGGAGAAAUAUGUGCAUAAGGAGAUAGAAAAUGCCAUUGAUGGUGUAAAAGAGAUGAAGACAGUGAUGGAGAGGUCAGAGCAAGAUCACGAUAACUUCCUGUCAACGCUGGAGGAAACAAAGAAGCAGAAAGAGGAUGCUCUAAAGGCCGCCCAGGAGAUGGAGGAGAAGCUGAACGAGGAGGAGUCGGUGUGUGACGAAACCACGCGAGCCCUGUGGGAGGAGUGUAAGCCGUGCCUGAAGAACACGUGCAUUAGAUAUUACUCUCGAACCUGCAGCAGCGGCUCUGGGCUGGUGGGUCGACAGCUGGAAGAGUUCCUGAACCGGUCCUCGCCUUUCUCCAUCUGGAUAAACGGUCAGAACAUAGAGACUCUGGAGAAAGAGGACAACCAGCAGAAGCAGCACUUCGAGGACUUGGAGCGGCGCUACACUGACGUGUCUGACGGUGUGGACAGUAUCUUCAUGGACAGCAUGAGAGUAUUUGACCAUAUGCGCUCCCUGCACCAGCCCACGUGGUUCCGCAGGCCCUCGCGCAUCUACAGGUCUCUCUUCCAUGACCCGCUGUUCCCUGGCUUCCACAGCAUGUUCCAGCCGAUGAUGCAGAUGACUCAAGAGGCCUUCGGAUCACUCAUGGGCGGUGAUUUGAACUUUCCCUCUCAAGACGGCAACGUGAGCGAAGAUGUCAUCGUAACCAAGCCGUUCGGGAACGAUAAAAUGACCUGCAGGGAGAUUCGCCGCAACUCCGCCGGCUGCGUCAAACUCCGGGAGGAGUGUGAGAAGUGCAAGGAGAUCCAGCACAUAGACUGUUCCGGGAAGAAACCUCUGGAAGGUCCACUCAAGAAGGACCUGGAACAGGCUCUGGCUUUGGCCGAGAGAUUCACAAAGGAGUACAACAACCUCCUGAGGAACUUUGAGGAGGAGAUGUUCAAUACCUCGAAGCUGCUGGAUACACUGAGGAAUCAGUUCAGCUGGGUGUCCUCGCUCGCCAACCACACGACCAAUGACGAGGACAUCUUCAAAAUCCAAACGAUCAUCUGUAAGGAUACCGAGACCCCUGAGAAGCCAAGUGACACCAAGGUAUCCGUUAAACUGUUUGACGAGCCAGAAAUGAGCUUCACCGUGCCAGGAGAAAUCCCCUGGACCGACCCCAAGUUCUCAGAGGUGGUGGCUCAGGAGGCUCUGGAUCGAUACAAACAGAACACCGUUGUUGCUAAGUAAUCAUGAAGGAGGACGGGUGGAACGUCCCGUGGAAGAAUCGACCCAAUAAACAUCACAUAAAUACAGUUAAAAGCUCUUCCUGCAUUUAUCUCACAAAGUACCAAUAGCUGUUGUACUACUUAGCUGGGUGUUCUCUAUCUAGCAUAAUUCCUGCUGUAUCAUCCUGUGCCUAGGCAUCACAAGAUCCUGAGGCUUCCGAUUUCUCUGUAAUCAACUGGUGAAAUGACAAUAAAAUGUAUAAAUAAACCAGCUAAUUUUAUGUUUCGCUUUA
Molecule: messenger RNA, 1742 nt
Organism: Clarias gariepinus (North African catfish)
Lineage: Eukaryota; Metazoa; Chordata; Actinopteri; Siluriformes; Clariidae
Gene: clu
Product: clusterin
Exons: 9
Coding region: 152-1471 (439 amino acids)
Source: RefSeq, a predicted model, not a curated record